This is a messenger RNA of Hippoglossus stenolepis (Pacific halibut), 1625 nucleotides long. RefSeq names its product cathepsin S, ortholog2, tandem duplicate 1 (gene ctss2.1). Lineage: Eukaryota; Metazoa; Chordata; Actinopteri; Pleuronectiformes; Pleuronectidae. Bases 199 to 1215 code for a protein of 338 amino acids. Gene Ontology annotation, cellular component: lysosome. The transcript is spliced from 8 exons. Gene Ontology annotation, biological process: immune response. Gene Ontology annotation, molecular function: cysteine-type endopeptidase activity. The record is from RefSeq and is a predicted model, not a curated record.
UUUCUGAGUCUUCCGGGAAACAGGUGAAGAGACGACUGUGUUUAUUUCUCUCAGUUCAGCUUCAGGUGAAUCCGCGACGGACGCGAGAAGCAGGGUUGUGUUUGAAAAGAGGAAGAGGAGGAAGAAGGAAUUCAGACCAUGUGACCCGUUGUUCUUCUUUAUGAUAGAGCAGGACAAUCUUUCAGCUCAGUCGUGACGAUGAAGACUCAGAUUAAACAAGAGCUGAUGCUGGCGAGCCUGCUGCUCGUCUCCCUGUGUGUCCAGGCCGCCGCCAUGUUGGACGGCAGACUGGACGUCCACUGGGAGCUGUGGAAGAAGACUCAGGGGAAGACGUAUCCAGAUGAGGUGGAGGAUGUGCGCCGCCGGGAAUUGUGGGAGGAGAACCUGAUGCUCAUUACCAAGCACAACCUGGAGGCCUCGAUGGGGCUUCACACCUACGACCUGAGUAUGAACCACAUGGGAGACCUGACAACAGAGGAGAUCAUGCAGUCGUUCGCCACGCUCACUCCGCCUGCCCACAUCCAGAGGGCGCCAUCUCCUUUCGAGGGGGCGUCAGGCGCUGAUGUUCCAGACUCGGUGGACUGGAGACUCCGAGGUUGGGUCACCAGCGUCAAAAUGCAGGGUUCAUGUGGCUCCUGCUGGGCCUUCAGUGCCGCCGGGGCCCUCGAGGGCCAGUUGGCCAAGACCACAGGGAAGCUGGUGGAGCUCAGCCCCCAAAACCUGGUGGACUGUUCUGGGAAAUACGGCAACAAAGGCUGCAACGGGGGCUUCAUGGACCGGGCCUUCCAGUACGUCAUCGACAACCAGGGCAUCGACUCAGAGGCCUCGUACCCGUACAGAGGAAAGGCUGGGCCGUGCCGCUACAACCCCGCCUACCGCGCCGCCAACUGCUCCAGCUACAGCUUCGUGCCUGAAGACGACGAGGGGGCUCUGAAGCAGGCGCUCGCCACCGUCGGGCCCAUCUCAGUGGCCAUCGACGCCACGAGGCCCACGUUUGCUUUCUUCAAGAGCGGAGUGUACAACGACCCGACCUGCACCCAGAAGGUGAACCACGGGGUGUUGGCUGUGGGCUACGGUACUCAGGGCGGGCAGGACUUCUGGCUGGUGAAGAACAGCUGGGGAACGACCUUCGGGGAACAGGGCUACAUCCUGAUGUCGCGCAACAAGAACAACCAGUGUGGCAUCGCCAAGUAUGGCUGCUAUCCCAUCAUGUAGCAGCACGGAGAGACAAAGAAAUCUUUAAUAAUCAUAACUCAAUUCUUUGUUCUGUGCAAAUUUUUCAAUGAAAAUGUUUUACAGUAAGAGCCACUAAUGGUCCACUAAGUGUUACUAAAAGUACCAGCACUCUUUGGUGUAUUCUUAUAAACGUAUCUCCAGGUGGAAAUUUAAAAGUUUUCCUCUAAGCACGUCAUCCCUGAAACUCACUGUCUCGUGUUUGUGUGAUUUUUUAAAUCUGUAAUGAUGAAAGGUAGGUACUCGCUGCUGAGGCUCAGACAGGUUUGGAUCCAUAUAUAGGUUUAGUCUCAGUAAACAUCACGUCUGUGCCUGUGACGCAGUCGAGGUGAAGAAGUGAUUUUUGCUCCAGCAGCUGUUAAACCUACCACAAAAGCCCCGUCUGAAAGGAA